Molecule: messenger RNA, 12419 nt
Organism: Cottoperca gobio
Lineage: Eukaryota; Metazoa; Chordata; Actinopteri; Perciformes; Bovichtidae
Gene: bahcc1a
Product: BAH domain and coiled-coil containing 1a
Exons: 30
Coding region: 321-9176 (2951 amino acids)
Molecular function (GO): chromatin binding
Source: RefSeq, a predicted model, not a curated record
CAGCAGGCUACUGCACAGCCUCAGAUGGAAAUAUUGUAGGAUUUCACUGUAUCCACAUGGUUUAUUUCAGAUUUUGAUUUUAAAUGGGCGUCGCACUUGGCCUUGCUCCUUCCCUCCAUGUGUUUUGUGAUUUUGUAAUUUAUUGUUAUGCAAGGAUUUAACAUACCAAAAAGAUGAUCGGGGGCUACGUUUUUGGCUGGGGAAGCCUGCGAUCGACUGAAUGCAACACAUAGAUCUGAAGGAAAGGAUUAUUAUAUGGGUUGCAUUUGAUUUUCCUGACCUGCCCUAUCCGGAUUUCGGAUUACUCAACAUUCUUCGGAAUGGAAGGACGGGAUUUCGCUGCUCCGGCGCACCUCCUAUCAGAGCGGGGCGCCCUGGUGCACCGAGCCGCCUCUCGGAUCGCUCCCUCGGGCCACGGCUCUGUACAGCAUGGCGGUCACUUCACGCCGGGGAAAUAUUACCCCUCGCACAUACCAAUGGCUCCCCACUCAGGCAGUGGAUUGAUGGGCAAUUCCUCCGCCUCCUUCAUGGGGACCUUUCUGGCCAGUAGUCUGGGUUCCCCCCCUUCCCACCCGUCUCACCCUUCCCGGCCGCCCUCCUCGCCCUCCUCACCCUCCUUCCGGGGCGGACCCCACUCCGGCGCCUCGCAAAUCUGGUUUCCCCAUUCGCAUGAAGCAGCUCCAGGGUAUCCUCGAUUCUCAGGGAGUCUGGCCCACACGUUCCUUCCCAUGAGCCACUUGGAUCACCAUGCCAACAGUGGAGUUCUCUAUGGGCAGCACCGUUUCUAUGACACGCAAAAAGAGAAUUUUUAUCUUCGAGGUCUCCCGUCCCAGCCACCUCUCAUCUCAGCCAAUCACAGUCUGCCACCGAUGUCCAGGGCAGGUUCAGGACACUCUCAGGGGUCCUGCAGCAGAGACAGAGAUCCAGGGGUAGGGACGGUUCUACAUAAGGGCCUCAAAGAGGGGUCUGUGGAGCGAGGAGUGGUACCUGUAAAGGACAAGGAGAGGUCCAGUAGCAAACAGGAGGCAAAGGAGAGACAGCAGCAACAGCAGCAGCACCACAGCCACCAGCCACCCCAGCCCACACACCACCACCAUUCCCUCUCCCAUCAGCAGCACCCACACUAUCCACAGCACCCACUACCCCUGGAGGAGGUCAACAGUCGGGCCCUGGAGAGACACAAAGCAUCCCUCACGAUGGAGUACAGCAAGGAACACCCUCAGAGUAUGGGCAAGCCCCUCAGUGCCUGCUUGCACAAUGGCAAGAUGCAAAACGGAGAAGCAGGAACUGGAGCAGGGGCUAAGGCCUCCAUGUCCAGCUGUGGGGGAGAGGGCACAGCCAUUGGGGCUAUGGGGGGUGGUGGGAGCAGCCAGGGCAGACAUAUGGUGUCCAGCGGCAAUAGUCGCUGCACCAAGGAGGGGGUAAGUGGGGAGAUGAGGAUCAGUGAACAACCUUCAGACUGUCUGGAAAGGGGUCAGGCCCCACUCCACCACUCUCUUUCCUACUCUGUACCCCCACCCUUACACAUGGGUUCUGGAGGGGCACACCCCCAUCCACAUCCUCAUGCUCACCCCCACACACAUCCUCACCCAGGGGGCUUCCACUGCCUUCAGCUUCACCCCAGCCACCCACAUCACCCACAUCAUUCCCACCACACACACCACCAUCCGGACUUCUUCUGCCCGCCCCCUCCGGCUCCUCUAGCCAACCCUGCCUCACAUGACAGGGGGCCAGCCAAUGUGGGGCGAGAACCUAAAGUUACAGGGCCUACAUUUGUGCCAUCUGUGGCAGGCCUGGCGGACAAAUCUAGUGGGCCAUUCCAACUUGGUAACCCAGACUGCCAUGGUGUGGGAGGUGGAGGUGGCAAUACCAAGGAUAAGGUAAUAGAAAAGAAUGGAGGCAGUACGCACCAUAGUAGUUGGCACAGAAAACAACAGCAACAACAGCAGCAGCAGCAGCAACAGCAACAACAGCAGCAACAGCAGCACCCGUACAGAAAGACAGAGAAGGCGCCAGAUUGGAUGCAGUCUCACCACCAACACCUUCAGCCCUCACAGCUUCCUCCACCUCCCCAACUACAACAGCCUCCACCUCCCCAACUGCAACAGCCUCCACCUCCCCAACUACAACAGCCUCCACAUCCCCAACAGCAGCACCAGGUUGUACGAUCACGCAGCGCCGAGUGUAUCAACAGUGUUGUGGACAUGGAUGUGUUCAGACCCUCGCUGCCCCAGGGGCCAAAGGCUGGACACUCUGUCCCUCAUUCUGUCAACACCUCUCCUUACAGAGACUGUUCCCAUCCAGGACCCCAACCUAACUCCUCCCCACUUGGAAGUAAAAGCAUGGGUCAACACAGUGGGGCUGGAACUGCCCAUGGCCCAGGUCCUGGAGGUAGCUGCUCCUUACAGAGAGAUGGCCAGAAGGUAGCCAGGAUACGCCACCAGCAGCAUGGCCGACCUGGCCCAGAUGCUCCUUCUCCUUCUGUUGAGUUGAACCAGGGGACUAGUCAGGACCUGAAAAGAAAGAUGGACAUGUCUCCUUAUGGCUACAGCAACAGCAGUGGGCAGCACCAGCAGCAGCAGCCCCCAGUGCCACCCUGGGCCAUGAGGCCUCCCCACCACAUUUCACAACCCGAGGAGGAGCAGAGGAAGUCUUACAUGGAGUUAGGGAGCACUGGUGGGCAACACUCCCAGCAGCAGCAGCAACAACAGCAGCCGGGAAUGCCACCUCCCCAGCCUCCCACCGCACCUCCCCUCAGUCAGCAACAGCAGCAGCCACAGCAGCAACCUGAGCCCCAGGGCUCAACUCAGGGGGAGAGCAGUGCUAUGAAAAGCUUACUUAAGUAUAGCAACCAGCAACAGCCACUGCUGCUCUCCCAGAAGAGCCCCUUUGGGGGACUGGGAAGCCUCAAAUCAGGUCCUGCUGGGGGGAGCUGUGCCAUGCAGGGCAACAAACAGACUCUACCUUCGAGAAAGGGCCCAGGCAAUGACAGCGAGCGCCCUGAUUACAGUGGGCGGGGCCGGGAUAUGGGGGACGGAGGUCAUGGGGAAAGUGAGGUGCGGCAACCGCCAGUGGGAAUUGCAGUUGCUGUGGCCAGACAAAGGGAGCCAUCUUGUCGUUCAGCAGACAGUCAUCCAAACAGCCGACAGGGCAGGGUACAUCCCUCAGUGAAAGGACCGCCCCGCUCCAUGUAUCCCUCAGAUUCCACCACCGAAGAGGAGAGGAAGAGGAUGAGUGGGGAACAGAUAGGUUUGACUUGCUUGGACAGAGAGAGAGAUGCUUAUAUCAGGGAUAAUAAGGAAAGGGUGGAGUUUGCAAGAGUACACCCAUCCAACAGCUGUCACGGAGACCUCACUUCUCAUCUCAUGGUCCCAGGCGGGACUUCCCUCCAGUCUGGCCAAUUAGGAGAUCCUGCUGCACAUUCUGCUCACCAUCAUUGGAUGCCAAGAACUGGAAGCCCAUCCCUUUGGAUGACAGGACACUCUUAUGCAGGUAUAGGUCAUACAGCCUUGCACCAGAAUCUACCCCCAGGCUUCUCUGCAGCCAUGUCAGGCCCUCUGCAGCCAGUCCUGCCUCUGCCUCAGGACCCCUCUGCCCAGCUGGUGGUCCUGCCCACUGAGCCUUCUGCCCAUCCUGCGACGCAUCACCUGGAUGUGAUGGAGCAGCCAGGGCUGUGGCCCCCUGUGUAUGGCGCCCGGGGCCCGCCCUCCCACAUGCAGCAUCCUGCUGUGUACUCCCGAUCCCAGUUUCUACGGCAACAGGAGCUGUACGCUCUUCAACAGCACCAACAGCUCCAGCAUCAGCAUCAACAUCAGCACCAGAGCCACCAGUCGCAGCAACCACAACCACAGUCUCAAACCCAGCAGCAGCACAGAGCUGCGCACGGCAUGGACAUGCAACAUCAUGCCACUCACAUUUCCCAGAUGCAGAAGAGGCCAGAUGAGCCCUCUGUUGAACUAGAGGAACUAAUGUCGGAACCCAGAACAUCUAAACCUGCCAAGCCCUACUCUUACAACCCACCUCAGAGGAACACCCCUCCCCCUGGGGCCUGCGCCACUCACCUGUCCCCUUGUUGCCAGUCCCCUUCACUAAGGCCACAUCCCAAAAGCACUCCUUCUACACCCUGCCCUGCUCCCAGCCCUGCCGCAGCAGCCCCUCACUCUCCUGCCAUCAGCCCUGCCCCACCUCAGAUGCCCAAGGGGGCCGAAUCCCAGGACAAGCGAGGAGAGGGACAGCCCCCACAGGAUUACCCACAGUCUCUGGAGCCUGACUUGCCUUCUGGAUACACCUACCCUGCAAUUGCCAUGGGCUACAGGAGCGGGCCCUCCCCCCAGGAUGUUCGACUGGCUGAGCCAGCCGACCUGGAAGCAGUCCAAGUGGAGCCUGCUGAGCAUGCUCCCCAGUCUCUCUCCAGUCUGGGGGAGGAGCUCGACUGCCAAGUGGUGGUCAGGCCCCUCCCAGAGCCACUCCAAUCCGAGGAAGUGGAGCAAGCAGAGGAGGAAGGGGUGGUUGAGAGAGUUCUGGAACAGCGGGAGAAGGUGGAAGUAGCCGCAGUGACAGCAGCCAACUAUGUGCCUGGAGAGAGGGAGGUGGAGGAGCAGGGGCCCGAUGAGGAAGAGGUGCUGGUUUGCCUCCCUGCUAAGAGCCCAGUGUGUGAGGCUGCUUUGUGUCCAGUGCCCCUUUCAACAGAGGUGCUUGAACGGCCAGAAGCUGUCAUCACCUUGGAAGAGGAAGAGGAUGAAGAGGCAGUGGGUGACGAGUGCCAGGUCAACAUGCCUGAAGAGCUGGAGCCAGAGCUGCCAACCAUCAUCGAGCUUGACCCUGCUUCCCCUGCAGCUCCUGAGCAUCAGUCCUCGGCCCUUGAGGGAGAAAAGGACAGCGAGCAGGAGCAGAAGAACAAGAUGGCCCCUGAUGACGUCUCAGGGGAUUUUGUGUGUCUUUCCCCUGUCUCAGCUUCUGCCCUCAGCCCACACCAAGCAACGGUUGCUGUGCCCCACAAACCUCUUGUGCCCUGCUACUGGAGUCUGGAGCUGCUGAUUGCUGCUGCCUUCUGUACAGAUGUACCUCCAUUUCCCUUGUUCCCUUAUAGCACCCCAUCAGUUGCACCAUCAAAGCCUAACCCCCACCAGGGUAUGGAGCUUCUCAGUGAGCUGGCAGAUCUGGAACUGCAACAGCAAAAGCGCACCUGUGGGAAAAGCAAGGGCCUAGCCUCCGUCGCUCUGCGUUCCCUCCCAGAUACUCCUCUCUUCCUGCUGGUCUCGGGAGCCUCUGAUGAGGAACUGCUGAUGUUUGACCUCCAGAGCCUUGCUACCCUGGCCACAGCCCGUGCACUGGAGAUGGGCUCUGAGGACGACAGCAGUAAGGGUUCAGGGCAACACUUCCCAGCUCGCAGGAUCCUCAAUUUACGCAGGAAAUGCAGCUGGACACCUCGCAAUGAACCAGUGUGCCCGGCCAAAGGUAGCAUGGAAACAAUGGAGGGUCCUGAGCUUACAAUGCGUGUGAAGUUAGCUGAGCUACAGCGUCGCUACAAAGAGAAGCAAAAGGAGCUGGCCAAACUUCAGAGAAAGCACGAUCAUCACAGGAAGGAGGAAACACCCCGCAGCCCAGCGCGACGAGGACCAGGACGGCCGAGGAAGCGGAAACCCACCCUCAAUUUAGGUCCGGUAUCCUCAUCUGAGGGCCAAAGAAAAGUCAAGUCGAUGGGGGCGGGGCUUUCCCUGUCGCCUGAGGACCUUGGAGGGGGCGGAGACAGCCAGAGAAGGAAGAAGAGGCUGUCCAGUCGAGGCUUUGAGCGACUCAGCAGCACACAGCAGAUAAAAGCACAGGGCUGCAGAAAAAGCAGUCUUCACAGCAUUCUCAGCUCCAAGCUGGCCGGUGAUGAGACUCAGCUCAAACAGAAAGCCCAGGGUAAAAAGAUUCUCUCAGGGACAGGCUCCACGGACAAGGAGGUUUCGCCCUGCAACUCUAACCCCAAGCAUGGACACAGAAGCCAGAGCACGAGCAAACCUGAGUCCAGGCGAGAGUCUGGGGGACAAAGUGACACAGCAGCCAGUGUGGACAGUAGCCCCCAAGAGAGCUGGACUGGAUUAGUGCGGUGCGGACGUAAAAAGGGAUCCACCACCCUGACACAGGGCUCCCCCCGUCCCAGAGCAAGGGUUCUCCGUGGCCAGAGGCAGGAGGCAAUGGAGGAAGGGGAGAGCUCCCCUGCAGAGAGUGACUCCUCUGAUCAAGAUGAUGAUGAAGAGGAAGGCAGUUAUGAUACUGAUGAAGGUCAAGACUACAGACUCCAACCCCCCAGAGACAUCACUUCUAGCUCCUCCGUGACGGGGCCGAGUCCCUCAUCUGUUGUAAAACUAGAGGCCAACCAGAAAGCCAGGAACAAAAAACAAAGACAGGAGCUUUAUGGCUCCCAGAGUCUGUCUGGAGCAGAAGGCGAGGUUAAAGUCAGGAAGAAGCCGCCUCGUAGGAUCGGCCUGGCCACUGCAGUCAAAAGCAGGCACGAAGAUCACCGGCCCGAAGGGGUUAGGAGGCCAUGUGGAUCCAGGUCUAAGGAGCCUCGGUGGGGCAGCCUUGGCGCCAGAGGCAACCGCUACCGAAGGGGCAUGGGACUGGCCACCUUCCCGACCACUAGUGAGAGGCUAAAGAGGGCGACCCGCAAGAGCACCAUGUUGAGAGGAGCCAUCAAUAAGAGGAGAAGUUGCUGGUCUGUUGGGGCCCCAUCGUCACAGACUGAGGAGGGCAGCAGGGGACGAAGGAGCAAGGACCAGCAGCCAAAGGGACGAGCAGUGAGUCGGCUGCUGGAGAGCUUUGCGGCCGAUGAGGGCUUUCAGAUGGAUGGCAGCAGCUUCUCAGAAGAAGAGGAGGAAAGCAGCCGCUCAUACAGCAACAAAGGCCCUGAAGUUCCCAACUGUGUCCUGACCAAAGAACUCUUGACUGAUGGACUGAAGGUGCUGAUCUGCAAGGAGGAUGAGCUUCUAUACGCUGCCAGGAUACACACACUUGAGCUUCCAGACAUCUUUAGCAUUGUUAUCUACGGUGAAAGAGGAAACCGCCCAAGAAUCUAUUCAUUGGCGCAGCUGCUACAGGAAGCAGUCCUCGAUGUACGGCCAGAGUCGGAGACUGUGCUCAGUGAAGGAACCAGGGUGUGCACUUUCUGGAGCGAACGCUCACGCUGCUUAUACCCAGGCUAUGUUCGCAGAGGUGGUUCAUCUGAUGAAGGGAAGCAAGGAGGAGUGAUGGUAGAGUUUGAUGAUGGAGACCGAGGAAAGAUUUCUCUCCCAAAUAUCCGCUUCCUGCCUCCCGGAUACCAGAUUCACUGUCGGGAGUUAUCUCCAGCGUUGCUGAUACCCCGUGAAACCACAGUCAAGAGAAGUUCGAGUCUGGAGCAGGCCCCUCUCAGUGACAGACCUAACAGAUUCAACAUUAUCAAUACCUUAACCAACAGCCAAACUCUAACUGUUCACAAAAGAAGACCGGGGAGACCAAAGGGUUCUGGGAAAAAACAAAAGCAGCAACAGCAGGCUGAGCAUGCCAAUAAAAAUCCUUCACCUUUCCUGAGUUGGCCUUCGUUAGGAAACACCAGGAAGAGGUCGUCCGACAACCUAUUUCAGCUCAAUGGAGCACCCAGGAAGGCCUUAAAAGGGACGGAGGAUGACUUGUUCCCCCUGCCUAGGACCCAGACACUGGCCUCCGCCCCAGCCAAAGGCCUUUUUAGCAGUAGCUCCUUUGAGGUGGACUCCUUCAGCAGCAUUGCAAAUGGCUACUCUUCUUUCUGUACUCAGUCUACAGGGUCAAGUUCAGGUUUAUCUCUAGGCCCAAGAAGUGGGCCGUAUCCUCAGAGGCGCAGGCAAGAUGAGCUUGUGGUACCAAGGAGCAGGAAGUCUGGACAAGAGUUCUUAGUCAAAUUAGAUCAUGAAGGAGUGACCUCCCCCAAGACAAAGAACAGCAAGGCUCUACUGUUGCGAGGUGGAUCUUCCAGUGUGAGUGGUAUGCCCAGGACAGAGGCUUACUCUCACCCAGUGCUGCUGGUUAAAGACAACAAAAAGGGUGGUGCCUCCAAAGUAGAACUUCUCCUGAAAGGAACCACACCUCAAAGAAAGCCCUCUUAUUCUCUGCGUCUGGAUGAAUAUGGUGACUUGGGCUUCAGCUCCCACAGAGACUGUCACAGCUCCUACUCUGAGCUUGAUGAUGAUGAUGAUGAUGAAGAUGAUGAAGAGAGGAGGAGGGCUGCAGUGGCUGCAACCUCAGGAGGACUAAGGACGGCUGGCCGCUUCCUGUCACGUCUGUCUGUCUCCUCCUCAUCUUCUGGUUCUUCAAGCUCCUCUUCUUCUGGGUCUCUCUCUAGUUCCAGCCUGUGUUCCUCUGACAAUGAUUCUUCCUACAGCUCAGAGGAUGAGGACAGUUCUACACUGAUGCUUCAGAGUUGUCUAUCUUCCCACCGGGGGCUCUUGCAACCCUCUGAACCCUCAACUUCUUCAAGGCCGCACCAGCACUCCUUUGUGGCCAAAGCUGUGGCUGUUUCCAAUUCCAAAGGAGGCCCCCCUGACCAGGUCUCCAACAGCAAGUCCCUAAAGAGGAAAGAAUGCACCAGCUCCACCUCUAAACCAUCAAAGGAUUUUGUGAAGAAACCUAGGAUGCUUCCAGAUGAUACCUCAUUUAUUCCAAGGCCCAAGAUGUCUGCUUUCCUUGCAGGACGACAAAUGUGGAGGUGGUCAGGAAACCCUACACAGCGGCGAGGUCUAAAGGGCAAGGCAAGGAAGCUUUUUUAUAAGGCCAUUGUGCGAGGCAGAGACACAGUGAAAGUGGGAGAUUGUGCUGUGUUCCUCUCAGCUGGACGUCCUAACCUCCCAUACGUAGGGCGAAUUGAGAACUUCUGGGAAUCCUGGACCUCCAGCAUGGUGGUCAAAGUCAAGUGGUUCUACCACCCUGAAGAAACGAAACUCGGCAAGAGGCAUCGAGAUGGCAAGCAUGCCCUGUACCAGUCGUGUCAUGAGGAUGAGAAUGAUGUCCAGACAAUCUCUCAUAAGUGCCAGGUAGUGAGCAGGGAGGAGUAUGAGUGUCUGACUCACAAUCAGAAGCCGAACAGUACCUCCCCAGACCUAUACUACCUGGCUGGGACGUAUGACCCCACCGCUGGUCAAUUGGUCACUACUGAAGGGGUUUCAAUCCUGUGCUGAACCUCCAUGAGGACACUACUGAAGGACUCCUUUGGAGGAAGGAUAAAAGUCUAUGACUUUACCUACAAGAUCCUCCAGUCUGGGAAAACAACAAGUGUUCCUUGGGUAUGCCUCAAGCACCCAUGGAAUCAAUGUCAGCACCAAAGCAGGGCUGUCUGAGGUUACACACUGGAGUCUAUUGGCAUCUAACCUUUGUGGAAGUGAAGGGGAUGUCCAUAACGGGUUGAUCCUUUCAAGAAGUAAAGAAGAAAGUUUGGGUCUUCCUGGGCAUCACAAAAUUUAAUAAGUGACGUUUUAAACAUCUACCUAAUCUCUUUUUAAUGGAUCCAUGUGAUAGAAGGCUUCAUAAAUGGUUUUUAGGACUCAUGCGUAUAGCUCUUAUCAUAUGUCACCAAAGGAGAGCUGAAAGUGCAUUUGACUGUGCAAAAGUAUCUAUGAAUAGUCUCUGUGGACCAAUUCUUAAAAAGGUAGUCUUACCUAAGGGAAUGGAAACGAAAAUGAGGCACGGGGCUUCUACCUAGACCUCUUCAUUCCAGGGAAGUUAAAAACAUGUAAAGGAUGUAAAGUUGAUGUCUGUAAAUAUUUUUGAAUUUUUCCCAAUCAAGCCAUACACUUCAGUACCUCUCGCCUGUCUUAACUGUUCAGGUGUACAUUGUAUAGGUCAAUUAUUGUAUUGUUGUCUGUUGUCUAUAUGUACAUAAAAGCUAUUUUAUAUAGGAGUUUAUUGUAUAUAUGAGAUGUAUCUUUCCAUGUUUGCGAUUGAUUUAUUUUUAUAUGGGUGUAGAAUACAUUACGUUGUUUUUCCUUUGCUUUGGGAAGUCAAGAUUGGAGAUGUUAGUGUUGCACUGCAUAUGCCCUGCUGAGACAGACAGAGCACAAACAAAGACAGAAGGAUUUAGUCUAUAACAGGACAAGACUCACUUUCUGAGAGAGAGGGGUCAUCCUGUUUAAAAAAAAAUAGGUCAAGUGGCUAUUUUGUAAAAGUGUUCUGUUACUUUGCAUUUUUUGUUAUCCUUUUUUAAAAACACCUUUUUAUUUAUGUACCUCUCAGUUGGUCAUCAUCACAAAGCAGAUCCCACUGGACUGCAGUCACGGGUCAAAAAUGAUUUAAGAUCAAUGAUAUGAGUAUAAUAUUUUGACACAAUGUUUGUGUGUGAUGGCAUCACUAUAAUCAUGUCCACAUAAAUCAAUUUAGUACAAGACCGGGUCUUUUAGUGAAAAUGUGUUAAAUGAAUGCAUAGUUCAGCACAUUAUGACCUAUAAAAUACCAAAGUGUCUAUUAUUAUCUUUUAUUUCUUUUAUUUAAAUUGAACAUAUGUCAAGCACCUGUACUGAACUCGAAUCAGAAAUCACUGGUAAAUUAUAGAAUACUUGUCCUCCACUAUGUGCGUAUAUAUUGGCUUUGCAUUGCGACAAUGGUUUCUUGCACAUGUACCUGCAGUUUUGUUUAGUGCAAACAUAUGCAGCAAAAUGCCACCUGGGAGUGUGACUGAAGGUCAAGGUACUGACAAAGUAAGAUGUUGAGUAUUGACGAUUUGUUGGAAUUAGUUUAUUUUAGUUUUAUCAGCCAUCUGUGUCUAUUUUGUACAGUACACGCACAUACUCAAUGCUAACUGUGAAGGACAAUCAGAUUCACAAAGCAAUGGACAUAGAGUAGGUUCACUCAAUCUGAAAAUUACUUACGUUUAUUUAAUUUGUGCCAAGUUCAUUUUGUCUAUUUUUUGUCUCGUUUGAUAUGCAAUCCUGAGUAUUCUUUGUUCGCAAAGUUUUAUUUUGUUCGCCAACAUUUUAUUUAUUGUCAAUGUUGCUGUUUGUUCAUGCCAAGAGCGCUUUAUAAGAAUGUGACAUUGUUUUUCUUGGUGUGAUGUCGCAUUUGCAUUUCUUAAAUAAAGCUGGUCUUGUAGAGGCCAUCUAGUGAAAAGAAAUAAAGCAACACUGGAUUAUUCUCAUCCGCAAACUUCUGUGAAUUAAUUCUAUUAUUCUGGCUGUGUCCUCUUCAUCUCACUGCACCUGCCAUUUCCCAUCAACACAUUUAUGUUAAACAGUUUUGUAAUGACUAAGAUAUUGCCUUUGAAAGACAGAAUAAAUGUAAUUUUUUCAUCCAAAUGGGACAAAUCGACACAAAAUUAUACCAAAGAGACAAUGUUUUAACAACUGACUAACCUAGUACCUGGUAUGUUUUUCUACAAAUGUCUAAACAGGUAGAUUUAUUGGUGUUAUAAAAGGAAGAAUAAAGCAGGAAGUGGAAUAGUUUACCCAUUAACACAAAUUGAGUAACUAUUUCAGACAGAGCCCUUAAAUCGUGCAUGCCAUCAGCUGAUCAGGAACAUUUGACUAUAACUAUCUUCAGGAAGAUGAGUAAUAAGGUGUCUUUAUGACAAACUUGCACUUACUCUUGAUAAUUUGUGCUGCCUUUGCUGUUACUGGUUAUACUGUUUCUUCCUACCUUUAUCACACGGCUGAUUUCUCCGUUAACCAUCCCCCAACCUCCACCUGUUCUGGUUUCUUAUUACGAGACGUGGUAAUAGCAGCUCUUCCUUCGUUGUGCUUUAUGUACAUCACAUACCUCAUUUAUAUGUACAGCAUGUGCUGGGCUCUGUUCUUUAUACCCCUCAGGGAGUUUUAAUGUGCUCCCCUUAGAAUUUUGAGGCUACUUGGAUUCAUUUGUAAAGCAUCAUCAAGCACAAGGCUCUUUUUCUGCCAAAUUAUUUUAUUUGUUGCGAUAAAUCCUUUGAUGUAAGUGUCUCUGGCUGAACUAAGUUUAUGUGAGCUUUGAGUUCCUUAGUAAAUAGAGACAGAUCUGUCACAGCAUCAAAUAAAGCCUACUGGGUUUAGCUGCCAAGCUGUGUAAAUAUGAUGUUGACUGAUUCGGAGAUAGAUGUGAAUUUUCGUGAUUCAUGAUAAAGUACAUUUGCCUGUUUUCUUUUUAAAUGAAUUGGUUCUUUGUUGGUGUAUCGGUGGGGUGGUAGAAAACCGUGAGAUAGGCACCCAAAAGCUAACUAAAAUGACAGUUUUGUCCCAAGCCCCUGAUCAAGUCUGUUGGCAUUGAGUAUGUUAAUGUUUUUUAAGAUUUGUAAAUGUGUACUUUCUGUAUUUGUGCUGCAUUCUUUUUUAAACGAAUUUGUGGUAUAGAAUCAAGAAUUUUUAUAGACGUAUAAAUAAAUACCAUAACAAAAAAUGUACGAUUUUAUUCAAAUUAAAUGUUUGUUUCUGAUCAAAAAUAAAGGGAUUUAUAUAUGUGCA